CUAAGUAGCUUAUUGGUGUUUAUUAGAUUCAACCACUCCAAAUUAUGAUGAAGCUGAAAAAACCGCGUUCUUCCCUUUUUAAUACCCCCACCCCACUCUUCUUCUUCUUCAUUCUCUCUCUCUCUCUCAUCACUCUCUCUCUCUCUAAAACUUUCAUUUUUCAAGAAAAUGGCGUCCUGCAGCUGCAAUUCCAUCUUUCUUCUUCUUUUCAUGCUAUUCAUCAACUCUUCUUCUUCAGUUGAAGGAAAAACAUUUUCUCUUUCUUUCCCUCUAACCUCGGUAGUUUUGUCUGAAGCUUCCAAGGCGAAUAUUCUUUCUUCUCUAGCCGUAUCGCCGCCUUCUAACCAGACGGCGGCGGCGCCGCCGUUUGGUUACAACUACAGGUCACCUUUCAGGUAUUCGAUGGCCCUGAUAGUCUCUCUCCCCAUCGGAACCCCGCCGCAGUCUCAGCAGAUGGUUCUCGACACCGGCAGCCAGCUGUCGUGGAUUCAGUGCCACCGCAAAUCACCCCGACCGCCGCCGCCGCCGCCGCCGCCGGCGUCGUCGUUCGACCCCUCCCUCUCCUCCUCCUUCUCCACACUCCCUUGCAGCCACCCCAUCUGCAAGCCGCGAAUUCCCGAUUUUACCCUCCCGACAACCUGCGACCAGAACCGCCUCUGCCACUACUCCUACUUCUACGCCGACGGGACCCUCGCCGAGGGCAAUCUCGUCAGAGAAAAAAUCACUUUCCCGAAUUCCCGAACUACCCCUCCCCUGAUCCUCGGCUGCGCCGCCGAGCCGGGCGAGGCCGAGGGUAUUUUGGGAAUGAACCUCGGCCGGCUGUCGUUCAUUUCACAGGCUAAGGUGCCGAGAUUCUCAUACUGCGUGCCGACCAGACAACGCCGGGGCAAUAAGGUAAUUAACCCCACCGGCACGUUUUACCUGGGACAAAACCCACAUUCUCGUACCUUCCGAUACAUCAACCUGUUGACUUUCCCCAAAAGUCAACGCAGCCCCAAUUUCGACCCCCUCGCCUACACCGUCGGGUUGACUGGCAUCAAAAUCGGAGGGGCGAGGCUGAACAUAUCUCAGGCGGUUUUCCGGCCGGACGCCGGCGGCUCUGGCCAGACGAUGAUAGAUUCCGGCACGCAGUACACGUUUCUGGUGGACGCCGCCUACGCUAAGGUGAGGGAAGAAGUCGUGAGGAGAGUGGGUGGAAGAAUGAAGAAGGGGUACGCCUACGGCGGCGCGUUGGAUAUGUGCUUCGACGGCGGCGCCGCCGCGAUCGAGAUCGGACGGUCGAUCGGCGAUAUGGUGUUUGAGUUUGAAAAGCGCGUGGAGAUAUUGAUCAGCAAGGAGAGGGUUUUGGACCACGUGGGAGGUGGGAUCCACUGCGUCGCGAUCGGACGGUCGGAAGCGCUCGGUGUUUCAAGUAAUAUAAUUGGGAACUUUCAUCAGAAAAAUCAUUGGGUGGAAUUUGAUUUGACCAAUCGGAGAGUGGGAUUCGGAGUGGCGGAUUGUAGUAGAUCUAUGUAAUAAUCUCUUUCCUUUUUUUUUUUUUUUUUUUCAAACUAGUUUUUAAGUUAGUUUAGAGAAUAUAAUUAAGAGGUUUUGGUGUAUAAUAUAUUGAGAUAAUAUUAUAUUAUUCUUUUCAAAUAAAUUGGAACAAAGUUUUCGAAUUAAA
This is a messenger RNA of Erythranthe guttata (spotted monkey flower), 1663 nucleotides long. Its product is annotated as aspartic proteinase PCS1. Gene Ontology annotation, biological process: proteolysis. Gene Ontology annotation, molecular function: aspartic-type endopeptidase activity. Gene Ontology annotation, cellular component: extracellular region. NCBI's taxonomy places the organism in Eukaryota, Viridiplantae, Streptophyta, Magnoliopsida, Lamiales, Phrymaceae. The record is from RefSeq and is a predicted model, not a curated record.